AACGUCAAGGGUGGACCACCGGUUUAUGGAAACGCAAUGACAAGCGUUCGGCCUCCCCAGAACCUGAACUUGAGGAACGUCAAGGGUGGACCACCGGUUUGUGGAAGCGUGAUGCCUCCCCUGAACCUGAGCUUGAAGAACGCCAAGGGUGGACAACCGGUUUAUGGAAACGAGAUGAUGAUAAACGUUCCGCCUCCCCCGAUCCUGAAUUUGAAAAACGCCAGGAAUGA
Messenger RNA from Dentiscutata heterogama, 230 nucleotides. NCBI's taxonomy places the organism in Eukaryota, Fungi, Glomeromycota, Glomeromycetes, Diversisporales, Gigasporaceae. The record is from the annotation of a GenBank genome assembly.